This is a messenger RNA of Micropterus dolomieu (smallmouth bass), 4608 nucleotides long. RefSeq names its product elongation factor RNA polymerase II (gene ell). NCBI's taxonomy places the organism in Eukaryota, Metazoa, Chordata, Actinopteri, Centrarchiformes, Centrarchidae. Gene Ontology annotation, biological process: snRNA transcription by RNA polymerase II; transcription elongation by RNA polymerase II; positive regulation of transcription elongation by RNA polymerase II. Gene Ontology annotation, molecular function: cis-regulatory region sequence-specific DNA binding. Bases 60 to 1985 code for a protein of 641 amino acids. Gene Ontology annotation, cellular component: transcription elongation factor complex. The transcript has 12 exons. The record is from RefSeq and is a predicted model, not a curated record.
ACGGGAGUUCUCGGUUUACGACAGAGUGCGUCCGUGCGCGUGGUGGGAACGGUAGCAAGAUGGCGGCGCUGAAGGAGGAGCAGUGCUACGGGCUGUCCUGUGGAAGAGUGAGCAACGGUAGCAAUGUCUCCGUCUUUCACGUUAAACUCACUGACAGCGCACUGAAGGCGUUCGAAGGCUACCAGAGCAGCAAGGUCCUGUCAUCACAACCAUUGAUCAGAUUUAAUGGAAACCAAGGGAAAAUUUCAAUACCACGGUCAGAAAAUUCCAGUGAACUGCAAACGUUUACUUUCUACCUGUCAAAUGUGGGCAGAGAUAACCCCCAGGGCAGCUUUGACUGCAUCCAGCAGUACAUCACAAGUGAAGGGAGCAUUCAGCUGGAUUGUUUGGGUGGAAUCCAAGACAAGAUUACAGUAUGUGCCACUGACGACUCCUACCAGAAGGCCAGGGAAAGUAUGGCCCAGGUUGAGGAGGAGACUCGCAGUAGGAGUGCCAUUGUCAUCAAGCCUGGGGGAAGAUAUGUAGGUAAGAAGGUUCAGAUCCGGAAACCGGCACCUGGCCUCUCAGACGUUGCCCCGUUACGGAGGACAUCUCGGCCUGUCAUCAUAUCUAGCAGCACGCUAAAGAAGGGCACAGCUCAGCACAGGCCGCUCCGAGAGCGUCUCAUACACCUGUUGGCCCUCAAGCCUUACAAGAAGCCUGAGCUGAUCCUGAGGUUGCAGAAAGAUGGCCUCUUGCCGUUAGACAAGGACUCCCUGGAUAGCCACCUGCAACAGGUGGCGAACCUGAACGGGAGAGAAAACAUCUUCACAUUGAAGGACUUUUUGUAUAAGGAAAUUCAGAAGGACUGGCCAGGCUACACAGAAGGAGACCAGCAGCUUCUCAAGAGAAUCCUGUUUAGGAAACAGGGCCAGGCCCAGAACAGCUCUGCACCGCCUCUGGAGAGCCCGCCCAAAGAGCUGGCCAGCAGCUCACCAUCUCAGAAACGUCCUGCUGCUGACUUCAUCGACCCUCUCCUCAACAAAAAACCCAGGAUAUCUCACCUCGCCAGCAAGGCUGCAACAGCCCCAGUUAAUGGCAAUCUCAGUUCCUCCAACGGAAGAGGAGAAGCAGGUGGCGGCACGCAGGCAGCCGUGGCGGUUUCGGUGUCGGACGGCGCCAUGACGUCCAGCUCCCAGCAGCUGCCUGUGCUGGACAUCCCUCGUCCCUUUGAAGCACUGUCGGACGUAAGCAACGACUCCAGCCACAACGGGAGAGAUUGUGACUCUCAGGAAACGGCGGUGUCCGAGAGGCUCAGCCAGCCUCCUUCGCUAUCCUCGGGGGCAACGACGCUCACCGCGCCCAGCAUCGGCACAUCAUCGCCUGCGGACACAGGCCUGGAUGGUCCUCGGGAGAAGAGUCCUUCAACCUUCAACAACAAGUCCAGGAAGAAGUCAAAAAAGCAUAAAGACAAGGAGAAGAGUAAAGACAAGGAGAGGGUGAGAGAAAAGGAGAAGGAAAGGAAGAAUCGUGAGGAGCGUGUGCCUGAGCCUAAUAGAGCCUGUGAGAUGAGCCCAGGAAACCUCAAAAGCAACAGUAUUCCACACAAAAGCACAGAUCUGAAUGGGAUGUGCAACAGUACCAGUAUUCCUUCGUCAUCACCUGAGGUGGCAGACUAUUUAUUGAAGUACACAGUGAUCGGCUCUCCAGAGCAGCGUCAGAGGUAUAAAAACGAUUUCAAUGCCGAGUACAGUGAGUACCGGGGUCUGCAUGCUCGGAUAGAGGGCAUCACUCGGCAGUUCACUGUGCUUGACAAUGAGCUCAAACAGCUCCAACACGGCACAGACAAGUACAAGACAAUCCACAAUCAGAUACUUCAAGAGUAUCGUAAAAUAAAAAAGACUAAUCCAAACUAUAGCCAGGAGAAGAACCGCUGUGAAUAUCUACACAACAAACUGGCACAUAUAAAGAGACUUAUUGCAGAGUACGAUCAACAGCAACUUUAAAAGUAGUUACUAGACAUUGUUUCCCUGUUAUCUCUGGAAACCAAGCAGAUAAAGGAAAACUCUGGAUUCUCAUGAAAGAUGCCAUGAAGGGAGUAUUCCCCUCAUUGGGGCCAAAGGCUCUAGUGAGGACUUAAUAGGACCCACAAUCUUUUACUCUCUCUUUCUUCUUCUAUUUUUUUUUCCCGUUUCUUUUUGGACGAUGUGGUUGUGCCUGGAGUGGCCAGGUCGGCCUGUGUAGUUACAAUGCAUCCAAUGAAAUCUCAACAGCCCACCCCGCUUAUUGUGCACAGAGGUCUGAAAGAGUCAAAGAUGGACAUUUUCCCACUUUCUCUGGAGAUAUCCAAAUAAUCUUUCCUGCUUUUUGAAACUGGAGUCAAGGGGAUGCUGAUAUGAAAACUGCAGAGUAUAUGCCAAAUGCAACAAAUUUGUUUUUGAGUAAAGAGAAGUUUAAGUGAAUGAUACGUCAGUUUUCCCGAGAUUGCUGAUCGAAUGGCUGUGACGUUGAAUUUAUUUCUGUUUUUGCUUUUUAUUUAUUUUUGUCACUUAACUGGGGGGAUGAGUCUGUUUUACACUCCUCAAUAUCAGUUCUUCAAAGCUGUCUCUCUUGUUUUCUGUCCUCACAUCUUGAAUGUCAGCCAGUAUUUUAUUCAGAAGCUGCCUUGCCCAUCUAAUUGUCAAUCUUUGUUUUUUGUUUUUUUUCUCUCUUUUAAAGAGAUGCAGAUAUAUUACUGUUGAUUAAAUCAAAACAAUGCAUCUAAAUGCACACAGUCAGACACAGGUCUGUGCGCUUGGCUUUUCUUUUCUAAAAUCAUGUGCAUAUGUCUUAACAGAGGGAGACGUGUGAAAGUUUCCAGUCACUCUUUAAUUCUCAUUGAACAGUCUCCUCACUCAGUCACGGUGAACUGCAGUGCUUGUUCAUCGGUUACGGCAGAGGUCCUUGUAGUUAUUAUUUAUCAUAUUAUAUCAAUGAAAAACUAGAUUUAGCUCUUAAUUGGUUGUCUUUCCAGUUUAGGAAAUGGUGGUUUUUGUAGCAAUAGAAUUUUUAAGUUAUCUGAAGAUCUCAUUGCCUGUUGUACUCUUCAUAGAGAAGAUCCUCUAAUUGUAAGAUGAUUCAGACAGAGGAUGCAGAUCUGCAGGUCUUUUCUUCUCAUCUUCAAAAUAUUUAAAACUUAGGACAUAUCAGAUCUCUGGAUCAACCUAAGUCAUAAUUGUCCCCUUUAGUUAUGUUAAAAUAUUGUUUACAGUGUCCUUUAAGAAGAUCUUUUGUUUUGUCUGCUCAUCGAUCCACGAGUCCACCGAGACGACUGUUAAGAUGAAGCCAUCCUUGAUCAUCUUCCAGGUGGGGGCCUGUCGGAGAUGGAAGGCUCGCCUGCGACCAGUUUUUGCCUUUUCAAAUGUGAUGUCAGAUAUUUGCAGAGGUUGAUGUGAAAUCUAUUUCCUGGAUUAGCUCUCCUCUCUGAGAAGCAUCGAGGCAGAUGCACUCGACGUGUCCGUAGACGAAUUAGAAAUGCUGUAUAAGAACUUAACCUGACAUACGAGUGAGCCGGGUUUAGUCAGCGAAUGCAUUUCUUAUAUCGACCUUUUUAUGUGAAUAUGAAAAAUCAGCACUUUUUCUCCUGAUCUUGCUGUUACCUGGAGGUUUUGUCCAAAUGACUUUUCUCUUUGUCCAUCAGAGUGCAUGCUUUAUGAAUGUGUUACUAUGAACAGUCUUUGUAUCUUUACUUGGGGAGGGGGGAGGGACUGCCCAAGGAUAUCAAAAUCCAAGCAAAGGCUUAGUCCAGCAGAAUUAGUAUGUAAUCAAUUCGACAUGGCUCUGACCAGCAUGUAUACCAAAGUGCUUACCGAGUGGGAUGAAACAAAACGCUCUACCAAAUGUUGGCAAAGGAACAUGCUGCAGUAUUCUCUACUUCCUGUGAUCAUUUCUUUUGUAAGAAUUUAUCAUCCAGUGGAAAGUUUCUCAGUGUUCUUUUGCGAGAAGUCAGAGGAGGCUCCUUUUGCUCCAGAUGGGAUUUGCAUGAAUUGGCUCAAGUGUUUCAAUGUUUAAGUGUAAUGCCAGGUUUCGGAUGAUAUCACUCUCCUAAUGCAGUCACUACAUUAAGGCCAAAUGCGCCAAGACUCAUCACAACGAUGCUGCGGGGUCUAGACUAAGGCUGGGUCUGGGACUCUGAUGUCUGAGGGACAUAAAGGUGAAUGUCUCGUUACCAGAAUUAACACCCACAGCAUCGUCCUGUACUGCAGCCUUUAACAAAGACACUUUUCACUAUUCUUACUGUAUCUUGUUUUCUAGGAACAUUCUGACAUGAUUACUGUAUUGCGCCUCUAUUAUGGUCAACAUCCAUUGUGAUUGAGUACAACACAUUUUGCUCCGCUGGAGAGCAAACUGUUUGAAAGUAAUGAUAUGCCAGCACAGGAGUACCAUUGUAUGAGUUGAUUGUGCCAAAAUGACCUGUUGUAUAGGGUUUAUUUUCUUUUUCUCUUAGUAUGUACAUGCUGCUGUAUAAGCAAAGAGGGCUUUGGAGAAGAGUCAUGAAAUGUUGGCGCUAAAACCCAAAGCACGCUUUUUGAAAACCAUAAGGGACUGAGACUGAAAUUGACCUUUGUUUCAAUAAAAUUCUUUAAAAUA